GUCGCCUGUGCUCCGAUUCUAGCGGAUAAGCUGGGAGUGCCCGGAGCCAGGCCACGACUGAAGCCAGACAGCCGAGCAGUCUCCUCGGAGUGUCUGUCUUUCUUUGCCCGAGCCGAAACCGGCUGCCAGCAGCAGUCCCACCGUAGAAGAAACUUCUUUUAAAAGCGCGGCUCAAACUGUCUCUUAAGAGUUAUUUUCUUCACGUAAAAAUGCCCCAUUACUCAAGGCAACGUUCAUCAAAGCCAUUCCUGGUCUCUUCAGCAUUCUGCUAGCGACGAAAAGAAAUCCCAUGUAUGUUCCACAAAACAAAAAGGACACAACCGCUGACACCAUGACAACCAGUGGUUGCAUGACAAUCAACCAUGACCCUGUGGACAGAGCAGACUGCUGGGCUCAAGUUAUCACCCAAGGGUUGCCAUUAUAUAUCUGUGUCUAGCCUGCAAAUAAUCCAAACAUAACAGUGGAAAAAGUAAUGCAAAGAAGUGAAGCAGCUGAAGGAAAACCACAGCAUGGACAAAGGAUGAUUUUUACAGGCCCAGAUGGAAUUGGAGACUACAGGCCAAGAUCAAAUUAUUUCCCCCGGUACAUCGGUGUGGGCGCCUCAUCACCUGAGGCCACAGGUGACCUCAGUUACUUGUGCCGAGCUGCACCACAUGCCCCACCUCCCAUGCCCAAGCAGAGCUAUGUGGGGGAGGUUGGCUGGGGCUGGCAGUAUAAUCAGCUGUUGAACAGCGGGACGCUGCACAGCAAUAUGCAAAUUAAGAAAACUGAGUUACGGACAGCUUUGGAAGACAGAGUGACUCAAAGGUUCCAGAGUGAACAAAAGAACAUGACGAAUGACUCACUCCAAGUCAACACCAAGUUCCACAGAGACAGUCAGAGCUAACAGCAGAUGGCAUUCUACUACCCACGGCGGAGGACCUGACUGUUAAUGAGAUGUGUCAUGUGUGA
Messenger RNA from Micropterus dolomieu (smallmouth bass), 951 nucleotides. RefSeq lists its product as uncharacterized. Lineage: Eukaryota; Metazoa; Chordata; Actinopteri; Centrarchiformes; Centrarchidae. The coding region runs from base 473 to 886 and encodes 137 amino acids. The record is from RefSeq and is a predicted model, not a curated record. The transcript has 5 exons.